Molecule: messenger RNA, 768 nt
Organism: Durusdinium trenchii
Lineage: Eukaryota; Dinophyceae; Suessiales; Symbiodiniaceae
Source: the annotation of a GenBank genome assembly
AUGAGUGGUGUGGUGAGCAUUGGCUUCACAGCCUAUUUGGAAGUGGGCUGGGCAGUUCUGUUCGUGGCUUGGCUCCUGCUUUUCGCUCAGUACACGGCAGAGUUCACCAAAGCGAACCUCUUGAAGGCAGCUCAAAUUCAGUGGGCGUGUGUUCAUUGUCUUGUGGUGCUUGGCUUGGUUUUGGCCAUUGCUUUGGAGGUGGAAGCCGGAUUUGCACGAAGAUUUGUGAAGCUUUUCUGUGAGACACAGACACUGGUGCCAAUCAAGGUCACGGAUGCCGAAGAUCAAAAUGAUGCAUUCAACUUGCAGGCGGUGGUGUCUGUCGACCCCGACUGUGCAAGCGCCACGGUCAAAGCGUUCACCACGUACGAGAUCUUCAUGGAACAGUAUGUUGAGCAAAUGUUCUUGCACAGCUUGUGGAUUCCCGACUGGUCCAUUCUAAUCAUGGGUGUCACUGCGGCCACAGACCUUUUGCUGCUGAGCAGUCACGAUUCGCUUGGUUUGCAGCUUGGCUGGGCCCCGCUGGGACUGCCUGAGGGAAAGCAGCUGAACUGCCCAAAUUCGGUGGUGGAUUCGGACACCACCAAGCUGCGAGGGCUGUGUCUCGUGACCAGCUUCAAAGGCACAAUUCCAAGGAAAGAGACCACGGAGCCCGACAUGGAAGCACCACCAGUGGUGCUGCUUGCUGCGUCUGAUGGGACUGUGAGCAUUCACUAUUGUUCGGCGCUCAAGUGGACCAGUGCCCAAGCUAUAGCGGCCAGAGGUUGA